Messenger RNA from Girardinichthys multiradiatus, 2277 nucleotides. RefSeq names its product carbohydrate (chondroitin 4) sulfotransferase 11 (gene chst11). The transcript has 4 exons. Gene Ontology annotation, cellular component: membrane. Gene Ontology annotation, biological process: proteoglycan biosynthetic process; carbohydrate biosynthetic process. The record is from RefSeq and is a predicted model, not a curated record. The coding region runs from base 120 to 1178 and encodes 352 amino acids. Lineage: Eukaryota; Metazoa; Chordata; Actinopteri; Cyprinodontiformes; Goodeidae. Gene Ontology annotation, molecular function: sulfotransferase activity.
GGAUGCGUUUGGCUCAGUGACCGGCGAACAAUCCUCAUCAGUACCAAGCAGAACCCCCGGAGCUUCCCCUUGGUUCCCCUUCCACAAAGCGAGCCGCAGCCUGCAGCCUCUCCGUCCUGAUGAAGCAGACUCUAGGCGAGCUGAUGAGGAUGAACAGGAUAUGCCGGAUGGUUUUUGCCACUUGUUUGGGAUCGUUUAUUCUGGUCAUCUUUUAUUUUCAAAGUAUGUUCCAACCAGUCAUGCAGAGGAGCCCCUUUGUGGUGGAUGGCUGCUGUAGGAAAGGGUCCCGUAAUGCUCUGCAGGAGCUCUACAACCCUUUACAGUUGGACCCAUCAGGGGCCGCUGUUCUACACCAGAACAGGAGAGACCAGGUGGUGGAUGCCUGCAGAAUUAACAAUGCUUCUAGUCGAAAGCGAAGAGUUCUGACACCUGGUGACCUUAAACACCUUGUGGUGGAUGAAGACCAUGAGCUUAUCUACUGCUAUGUCCCCAAGGUGGCCUGCACCAACUGGAAACGCGUAAUGAUGGUGCUGACAGGCAGGGGCAAAUACAGUGACCCCAUGGAGAUCCCUUCCAAUCAGGCCCAUGUUCCUUCCAAUCUAAAGACACUGAAUCAGUACAGCAUUGCUGAAAUCAACCAUCGCCUCAAGAACUACUUCAAGUUCCUCUUUGUCCGUGAGCCCUUUGAGAGGCUGGUCUCUGCUUACCGUAAUAAGUUUACCCUGAAGUACAAUUCAUCCUUCCAUAAGCGCUUUGGCACCAGGAUCAUCAGGCGCUACCGCAAGAAUGCCACCCAAGACGCCCUGAUCAAUGGUGCUGAUGUCAAAUUCAAAGAAUUUAUUGACUACCUGGUGGACCCUGCCACACAGCGUGAUGGCCCACUCAACGAACACUGGCAGACAGUUUACCAGCUUUGCCACCCAUGUCACAUCCACUAUGACAUGGUGGGCAAGUAUGAGACCCUUGAAGAGGAUGCAAACUACAUAUUGCAGCUAGUGGGUGUUGGUGACUCCCUGCACUUUCCAAGCUAUGCCAAGUCCACUCGUACCACAGAUGCUAUGACUGCUCAGUUCUUCAGCAAUAUCAGUACUCAGCAGCAGGUCCAGCUGUACAAACUUUAUAAGAUGGACUUCCUCAUGUUCAACUACUCCAUACCCAGCUACCUGAGGCUGGACUAAAUGACAACAGAGCUGGUACUCUGACAAUGGGCUGCCUUGUUUGCAGAAUGGCAACAAAAUAAGUGAAGUGCAAAUUUUGGAAGAAAACUUGAUUUUAAAAACUGUCAUUGUGGUUUGUUGGUGUUGUGUCUGCAAACAGAUAUUUAACCAGUCCUGAAAGAUUGGAAUAAAGCGUGCUUUUGUGGACAUGAACUGAAGGAUGUUCAAUCAGCACUCGUUCAACGUGAAUGUGGGCUUAAAGGACCCAACACCUACAAAAACUGUAAUGUUUGGGUGAAUCAGGUCUUCAAGAAGAAAUCCUCUUCAGAAGAUGAAGUUAAUCGAGGGAUUGUUCUGAUUAUGUUCUCUACAUCAAAGGCUGCCUCUGCAAAGCAAACAGCAGUCUAACACACUGACUCCAAUGCAUUGUGAGAACUAAGCACAUCCUUCUUCCCCCCUUAUCUAAAAAACUCCGUCAGAUUGUAAAGCAGUUCUUGUCCUUUGCUGCACUGUCAGCAAGGUGAGUUAAAACCCAUCACCCAUGAACCAUUACAUUAUAUUUAUGUCAAAGGAAAAUUGGCAUAUCGCAUCCUCAAGGGCGCCUUAUAAUAAAUCGCUCCUAAUUGUACAGCCAUGAACCCACCAGCUGUAACUAUAGCAGUAUAGCCUUCAGUCAAAUGUUUUACCAAAGCCUGUUUUAUCACCAAUUUUGGCUGUCGGCAGGUCAUACUUCCUACGGUUCAACUUGAAGACUUUGAGAAAUCAGUAAUCCUUACAGCAUCAUUGACAUUUGAAAGUUCUUUCCAGAUGGAUCAGAGUGGCAACACAUUUAAGUAGCAGGAUGUAGACAAGAACGGGAUGCAUGAAUGUGACCAAGUGUAAUUAAAAGAAAAGAGCCCAUGAGGUUUUGGAAGAAUGAUAGUCACUGGAUCACAUAGCCACCAUGCCCCUCAUAGGGGCCCAGUGGACAAAAGCAGGCACACACCAAACAGCCAGGCUACCAGUCAAAGAUUUCUUCAAGUAAAUUACGAUUACCCUUUUGUCGUCUUUCUUAUGUUUUGUUUCUGUUAUCUUAUGAAACAUUGCUGCAAGCAGCAAAAAUAAAAACAUAUUUAAUUGA